UCAAGUGCGCGUCAAACGUCCCUAGCUUUCUGAUAGAGUUGGGCUGAGAAUAAAAUAUUUCGAAAUCAAAUAUUUGUGUUGGACUCUGGUUUUUAAUCGACGUUUAGUAGAUUCACUGGCUUUGAUAAAGUUACGGAUUUUGUGCAUCACUUAAAGCGUAGAAGUUUAUUUUCAAAAUGAUCGAACCGAACAACAUUAAUUUGUCAUCCUGUCGAAUAUGUUUGACUAUUAAGAGACCUUUGUGUCCAUUAUUUAAGUACAAACUUUCUGGGAACUAUGCAGAAAUGUUAACAGCAAUAGCAGAUGUUAAGGUUUCCUCAAAUGAUGGUUUACCAGAGAAGAUUUGUAACAAAUGUUGUACAUCAUUAGAGAAAGCUUUCCUCCUUAAAAGUGUUGCAGAGAGGUCAGAUCGUGAGUUAAGAAAAUUAAUCGCAAAAGCGAAUAAAGAUAUGCCAACUAAAAAAAUUGCAUUUGAUUCUUUUACUGACAUAAAAAGUGAGAUUGGGCCCUUAGCUGUGAAACAUGAACCGAAAUGGGAAAUGGAAAUAGACUUAAUGAAUAACCCUAAUGACAUCGUAAAGGUUGAAACUAUUGAUGGAAAAGACAUAAUUAUUGCUGACACAGUCAUAAGAAAAGUGGAAUCAGGAAAUGGAUAUAAUUUAUCUAAUGAUAAUUCACAGAACUUUAAUAUUGAUGCUGAAUAUUUAGAUGAUGAUAUUUACCAAGAUGAUGAUGAUGAAGAUUAUGUGCCAACAACAGAGAAGUGCAAAGCUAAAUUCAAAAAGCCAAAGCUGUCAGAAAUCAAGGUUUUCAAAGCAAAAAAACAAAUUGUAAAAAAAGUGAAAGUCGUAAGACACUUUAAACAUGAAACGGAAGAAUCCUCCAAUAAUGGUGAUGAAAAGAAGUCUACGACUAUUACUUGUUACCCAAUAAUGAAAAAUGGUGCAAAGGGCCCUCCGAUACUUUUGAAAAGACCAAAAGAUGCUACAUUGUUAAAAAUACAUCCUAACUACAGAUCUAGGGCGACAGACAGGAAAUCUGAUGCUAGGAUGAUGAGACGAGAUAUUUCUAUGAGAAAGGUGAAGAGUGUAAAACCUAUGCCAAAAGAGAGAGAAAAACUUGUAUGUCCAGUCUGUGGAAUACUGACCUACACACUUACUAAUCAUAUAGCAACACAUGAAGAGAAAAAGAAAUAUACUUGUAAUGAAUGCCCGAGAUCUUUUGUGCAAAAAAGUAAUUUGUUAGUACAUCUUAAGCAACAUACUGGGAUUAAAGAUCACAUUUGUGAAAUUUGCGGUGCUGGAUUCUACACACAAAAAUCAUUAAUAAGACAUAAUCUUAUUCACAAAGGAGAAAGACCAUAUCAAUGCAAUUUAUGUUCAAAGAAAUUUAUUGCGCGUUGCGAUCUAAACCGACAUCUACGCAUUCACGCCGGUUAUAAGCCGUUCAAGUGCGCGACUUGCGCAAUGUCCUUUAACGCGAAGCACCAGCUGCAGAACCACGAGCGCAUGCACACAGGGGAACGGCCUUACUCAUGUCAAGUAUGCAACGUAGCAUUUAGUUACAAGGUGAACCUGAAUAACCACGUGUUAAAAAUACAUGGUAUUAACUUAAAGUUCAAGUCGAUCCACACGGUGACGGAUGAAGUCUUAAGACGAGAGAUGGGCAUACUGAACGAGGCAAGAGAGGCGAUCGCGCACAUCAUGCCGCAGCUGGGAGACGUGCCCACGCCCGCCGCGCACGAGACCGUGCGCCACUCCUCGGACUACAGCGUGUAGACUCACUGGGCUGAACUUGAAGCGUCCACGCAAUCGUCUGUGCUGUUCAGUGACUUGACUGUUGUGUUCAGUGAUUUGACUGCUACAUAUGGUGUUGUUAACUUUUCAAUAGAGUGAAUAAACUAUUGCAUGUAAGAACAUGUUCGUGUGCUUGAGAUUAUACACUGAUCGGUGAACGACGAAUUUAAAAUGGAUUGUGUUAAUUUUUUAUUUCUCUUUUUGUGUUCUUCCUUAUGAUAUUCAAUAUUAUUAUAUAAGUAUAUAUUUUUCAAAAGUUGUGUAGUUAAUUUUUAUGUACUUCAAAGUUAAUGAAGUUGAUCUACAGCUCAAUGUAAAAUUCGUUAGUUUCAUUAAGAGUCUAUUUCACCAGUUGUGGAUAACGAACGCUAUUUGACUGAUGACGAUAUCCAACGGAUAUAAGUUUUUGAUGUAUUAUUCUCUUUCACUAUAGAAUUCCACUGUAUUUAUGAGAUAUUUCUAUACGCAAGUAUAAAUUAUUAAUUGUGGUGAAACAGGUCCUAAAGGCCUAUUCUACCUCCUGCUGUUAGAAUUUAAUCAUAACUUAUUUGCAGAAUAAACUUUAUCCACAACUGAUGAAACAGGCCCCAAGUUUAAAUUAUAUAUACGAGUCACUUGUUACAAAAACUAAAACUAUACUGUACAUAAUAUUCUGUUGCAAAAUGUUAAGAAGGGUUGCAUCAGACCAUUUUUUUAAGUUUAACAUAAAAAAUUACUGUUUAGUUUAAUAAGUUUGUGUUGUAAAUAAUAAUGUUUUAAACAGAAUAAACUGUUAAAAGAAUUCGUUUUUUUUUUCUUGACAAAAAUGUUUGUAGUCGCUAGUAUUUCAAUAAUGUUACAAAUUAUGAGUAGACUUAAAUAAAACAAUAAUUGAAUGAAA
Molecule: messenger RNA, 2676 nt
Organism: Melitaea cinxia (Glanville fritillary)
Lineage: Eukaryota; Metazoa; Arthropoda; Insecta; Lepidoptera; Nymphalidae
Product: zinc finger protein 2-like
Exons: 9
Coding region: 177-1778 (533 amino acids)
Biological process (GO): regulation of transcription by RNA polymerase II
Cellular component (GO): nucleus
Molecular function (GO): zinc ion binding; RNA polymerase II cis-regulatory region sequence-specific DNA binding; DNA-binding transcription factor activity
Source: RefSeq, a predicted model, not a curated record